UGUCCUGCCGUCCCGAGCGAGCGAGCGGCGCAGUGUGAGGCGGGUGCGGUAUGAGGGGGAGACCCGGCGGUGAGGGAACUCCUUGUGCUGCGCGAGGCCGGGGCUCGGGGCCUGGUGUCGGAUGAAAGGCGUCAGGCGCGGGUGAAAGUGACUCUCACGGUAUUUUAUACUAGAUAAGCAGCCUUAAGUCAUCGGGCAUGGGAGCAUCAACAUCAAAAUUACCUGAGAGCGUACAGGCAGCUUCUGCCACUGCUGCACCAGAGGCAGCAUCCCCACCGUUGGAAUGCCCCAUGCAUCAAGCCAAGAAGGAAGCAGCUUCUCCUCCGUCAGACUGUCCAAUGCAUCAGGCGGCUGCAUCACCUACAUCAGCGUCUUCUUCCUUGCCCAAACAUCAAGAAAGGGCAUAUGAAUAUGUGCAGUGUCCCAUGAAAGGAGGAACAAACUCAAAAACUGAAGAUGAUAUUGACCCCAGUAAUAUGAUGCCGCCACCUAAUCAACAGCCAGCACCAGACCAGCCAUUUCCACUUUCUGUUAACAGAGAGGAGUCUCAUAUUCCUAUGGCUAAUUCAGAGAAAUAUUGGGUAUAUCCAUCUGAGCAAAUGUUUUGGAAUGCAAUGCUUCGGAAAGGAUGGCGCUGGCGUAAUGAAGACAUUUCAUCUAAAGAUAUGACCAACAUUAUUAACAUCCACAAUAGCAACAAUGAACAAGCAUGGCAAGAAAUUCUCAAGUGGGAAGCUCUCCAUGCCAAAGAAUGCCCUUGUGGACCUGCACUUAUUCGUUUUGGAGGAAAGGCUAAAGAAUAUUCACCAAGAGCCCGGAUUCGUUCUUGGAUGGGUUAUGAGCUGCCAUUUGAUCGACAUGACUGGAUUGUGAACCGUUGUGGAAAAGAGGUACGAUAUGUGAUUGACUAUUAUGAUGGAGGUGAAGUUGACAAGACGACAUACAAGUUCACAAUUCUAGAUGUACGUCCGGCUUUCGAUUCUCUCACUGCAGUUUGGGACAGAAUGAAAGUGGCGUGGUGGCGUUGGACUUCAUAAGAAUCAUUGUAUUUUGAGCAAUAGUAUUUAUUAUACAUAAUAUCCUGUGAAUAUCUUGUUAAAGGGUUACUUUUUAAAGCUGAACUGUAUAGCGACCAGAAAAGCUAUAUGAACUACAUUUGAAUGUCCAGAUAUCAUGUGCUCAAAGUAUAAUGCUGACAAUAAUUAAAAUGAUUUACAGUAAAAAAAGAUGUACAGUCCAUAUGACCAUGUGAUAUGUAUAAUUUAUGCUGGAAGAUUACAUUUGACAUUAAUAAUCCUCGCUAUAAUAAAUUGGAUGUGUAGGUAUUGGAAUUUGGCAUCUUCCAUUUUAUUGUGAAGAUACUUAAGGAAAACAUUGUGGUCCAGGGAACUAUUUUGUGAAUGUUACCUUUUUGCCUCCAGUUUGUCAGGUGAAAAAAUCCAAGUCAGUCUUUCAGUUUUGUCAGUCUUCAUCCUACUCAGUUCUAAAAUCUUGCCCAAGUUAAACAGUCAUGGUACCAUACUUUCUCAUCCUCACCUCUAAUUCAGUUUUAAUUCAAUUUUUUUUUCUAAUUGGAACAUUUAUUGUGUUGUGCGCCAGGCUUGACUUUAUUUGUUACGUUCUAAAUGUAUUUUAAUGACACUGCUGCUGUAGUGUUGUAGAUAACUUAUGUUGAGAUGUUUGAGAGCUUGGUGUAAUUUCUCUAUAGGAAUAAGAUUUCAUUAUAGAAAUGUCUGGAAUUUUAACAUUUCUGAUGUUUCUCGUGUUCUAACACUGUUAAGCAAGUUUUGAUUGUGAGAACAUGGCAACUGAAUUAUGUACAUAAUACUCUUUCUCUCAAUAUUGUAAACCAAAAUAUUUUGUGGCAUAAACAAACUUGCACAGCUGCAAUAAAAUUGUUUCUUUUUUUAAAAAAAA
Callorhinchus milii (elephant shark) is the source of this 1917-nucleotide messenger RNA. RefSeq names its product cytochrome c-type heme lyase. The transcript is spliced from 7 exons. The record is from RefSeq and is a predicted model, not a curated record. Lineage: Eukaryota; Metazoa; Chordata; Chondrichthyes; Chimaeriformes; Callorhinchidae. Bases 198 to 1037 code for a protein of 279 amino acids. Gene Ontology annotation, cellular component: mitochondrion. Gene Ontology annotation, biological process: cytochrome c-heme linkage. Gene Ontology annotation, molecular function: holocytochrome-c synthase activity.